This is a messenger RNA of Helianthus annuus (common sunflower), 721 nucleotides long. RefSeq lists its product as uncharacterized. Bases 133 to 612 code for a protein of 159 amino acids. Lineage: Eukaryota; Viridiplantae; Streptophyta; Magnoliopsida; Asterales; Asteraceae. The record is from RefSeq and is a predicted model, not a curated record. The transcript has 4 exons.
UAAAGCUAGUUGUUUUUGGCCAGUUUUAGACCCAACUACCUUUGAUUAAGCAUGUUGAACAGAUGCAAAAGAUGGUCAUAAUUUCAUCACAAAGCAUAUAAGGCAUUUGGUAGAAGACAGCAAACACAAAGAAUGAUGCGAAUGAAGAGUUAUAAUGGGACUCCAAUAAUUGGCAGCGAUGAAGAUGAAUCGCUGAAAUCGGCGUUUUUGGCUUUUAGGAUUACAGAAGAAGAGAUCAAUAAGAAGAAGAUGGAGUUGAGGGAGAAAGUUCAUGCUCAUUUUGGACGCGUCGAAGAAGAAACCAAAAAAUUGGCUGAAAUUCGCAAGGAGCUUGAAGCACUUGAUGAUCCAUGGAGGGAAGAAGUGACAACCGUUCGUAAGAAGAUUGAUUUGGUCAACAAAGAGCUAAAACCAUUGGCACAAAGCUGCUAUAAGAAGGAGAGAGAGUACAUGGAAGCUUUAGAAUCAUAUACUGAAAAAGGCAAGGAAAAAGGUCAACUGGCAGCAAGAUUAAUGGAGUUGGUGACAGAAAGUGAAAGAGUGAGGAUGAAGAGACUUGAAGAACUGAGCAACAACAUUGAAUCGGUGAGCCAGCUUGUUCAAAAACAAUAAUGCAUUAAAGAAACCAAUAUUAAGUGUUUUGUUAUAAUUAGUAAAAUACUCGUUUAACUACUGUUUUUAUGCUAUGGUUUUUUGGUGAUGAUUUUAAUUAAUUUACUGC